Pseudophryne corroboree (corroboree frog) is the source of this 3047-nucleotide messenger RNA. It is a transcript of the gene SAMD4A, whose product is annotated as sterile alpha motif domain containing 4A. The record is from RefSeq and is a predicted model, not a curated record. Lineage: Eukaryota; Metazoa; Chordata; Amphibia; Anura; Myobatrachidae. Gene Ontology annotation, biological process: nuclear-transcribed mRNA poly(A) tail shortening; regulation of mRNA stability; negative regulation of translation. The coding region runs from base 983 to 2836 and encodes 617 amino acids. Gene Ontology annotation, cellular component: P-body. Gene Ontology annotation, molecular function: translation repressor activity; mRNA binding; protein binding. The transcript has 12 exons.
GGUGGAUCACCAACUGUCACAUUUUCCAGACCACCCGGCAGGUGCACCGGUGGAUCACCAAUUGUCACAUUUUCCAGACCACCCGGCAGGUGCACAGGUGGAUCACCAACUAUCACAAAACCCAGACCUCCUGGCAGGUGCACAGGUGUAUCGCAGUCACAGUUUGAGAACCACUGAUCUAUUGCAUUUCCUGGAGCCAGUAGGAACUGUGUUUAGAAUCCUCGCCUUCUACUUAACAAGUUAUCUGAAGCAUUGCUUCUUGUGUACAGUCCUCAUUAGUGUCUUUUUUUUAUUUUUUACUUGGUACUUUCCUCUGCAAGUCGGCAGGAAUCCGGCGCACCCGCUUCCGGCAGCUUGGUACAUCACUACGGCAACCAUGUUGUCCCACCGGGAGUGGCACAUUUAUGGCCUGUUUCAGAGACGGACGCAGUUCAUGUGCUUGUGGCCGCAGAUGCUGUACGAAAGUAUGCAAAAAAUUAGCAGGAGGCGUCUUGUGUAUACAUAUGCCUCCCGCAGACUUAUAUGAUCCGCUGCUGCGUUCAAAGACCCAUCAUUGGAUCACUUACAUGAACAUGGACCCUGUGAGUAACCUUCAGGUAACCAGGAUGGGCUACUGGUUCCAGGAUACCUGCAUUGGAAGACCCUGGCACACCUACAGAACAAGGACCACACCCCUCCGCCCCCUCCACGCUCCUAUGCGGCUGCAGCCUGUCAGUGGUACGACCAAGGGGUCACUGUGUGUGAGGAUGCAGCACCCGUUCUGCACAGGCGGAGCACAGGCCUAGCGCAUGCCUUGUCCCAGAAGCAUUGGACAUAAAUCCGGUUUAUGUACAUCCGUGACUAAGGCCAAUUCUUCCCGCCCGAUUCUUCCUUCCUGUCCGGUUUGGGGAUAUAAGCAAUCAUUAACCAGUGGCAGCAGGAAUCCAAGGACACGGUCAUCUCUCAGCUUUUAACGCACCUGCCUUUACUGAAGCCUGGGAACAUGGAUGCAAAAAUGGAGUACAUGAAACUCUUGCCGAAACUGUUGGCUCAUUCCAUAGAACACAACCAGCACAUAGAAGAGAGCCGGCAGCUGCUGUCGUACGCCUUGAUCCAUCCUGCCACGUCCCUGGACGACAGGAGCGCACUGGCAAUGUGGCUGAAUCACCUAGAGGACCGCACUUCGGGUAAUUUUGGUACCCAGGGGCGGUGUCGCUCAGACUCGUUGGAUUAUGGGCAAAUGCAUUACUACCACCAAAGACAGAACUCGGACGAUAAACUCAACGGCUGGCCGAACUCGCGUGACUCCGGUAUCUGCGUCAGCUCCUCCAACUGGCAGGACAAGAAUAUGAGCUGUGAGAACGGACAUUUGCCCCUCUACUCCUCUUCCUCCGUCCCCACAACCAUCAACGCUAUUGGAACCAACACAAGCACAAUUCUCUCAGGCCAGACCCACCACAGCCCUUUGAAACGAUCCGUGUCCCUUACCCCGCCCAUGAAUGUGCCAAACCAGCCACUAGGACACGGGUGGAUGUCUCAUGAAGACUUAAGAGCCAGAGGAUCCCAGGGUGUCCCGUCCGACCACGCCCCCCUAUCUCCACAAAGCAGUGUAGCCUCGUCAGGAAGUGGUGGGAGCGAGCACUUAGAAGACGCGUCUGCACGUAACACAUUCCAAGAUGAAGGUAGCGGUAUGAAAGAUGUACCUGCGUGGCUAAAGAGUCUCCGCUUGCACAAGUACGCCGCUCUGUUCUCCCAGAUGACUUACGACGAGAUGAUGUCCCUUAAUGAGUGUCAACUAGAGGCGCAGAAUGUCACCAAAGGUGCACGUCACAAAAUCGUGAUCAGCAUCCAGAAAUUGAAGGAGAGGCACGUUCUGCUGAAAUCACUAGAAAGGGACAUCCUAGAAGGGGGCAACUUGCGUGUCCCACUGCAGGAGCUUCACCAGAUGAUUCUUACUCCAAUCAAAGCGUACUCCUCACAAAAUGCCAGUGCAGACGACCACAACCGGGAGCCCGAUUCUCAGACUUCUUUAAUUGGCAAUGACGGGCAGGGAUCGCAGAACAAAGACUCUGCCUCUGGGGGGCUGCAACCGCACCAUAUGGGCAACUGCGAGGGUGAAAGUGGGGGAGUCCCGCUACCUGAAGGGGAUCUUCCAGGACAGUUUACGAGAGUUAUGGGUAAAGUUUGUACACAGCUCCUGGUCUCUAGAGCCGACGAGGAAAACAUCAGCUCCUAUUUACAGCUGAUCGACAAAUGCCUUAUUCAUGAAGCCUUCACGGAGACUCAGAAGAAGAGGCUGUUGUCAUGGAAACAGCAAGUACAGAAGCUGUACAGGUCAUUUCCACGGAAAACCCUCCUGGAUGUUGCUGGGUACCGGCAGCAGAGAAAGACCAGCAUUGACGUCUUCACAGGCAGCCGAGGCUUCGGACAGUCUAACUCCUUGCCCACAGCUGGAUCUGUAGGCGCGGGAAUGGCGAGAAGGAACCCACGUCAGUUCCAGAUCCCAUCCAGAAACCUCCCCAGCUCCCGCCUUGGUUUGCUGGGUCCCAGCGGCCUCCUGGGAGCAACGCAGCGAACAUCUUCCAGCAAUCCUGCAAUGCUGAAGCAAGGGAGACAGAAUAUGUGGUUUGCGAACCCUGGAGGAAGUAACAGCAUGCCGAGCCGAACGCACAGCUCCGUGCAGAGGACGCGCUCGCUGCCUGUCCACACCUCCCCGCAGACCAUGCUCAUGUUUCAGCAGCCAGAUUUCCAGGUACCAGCGACAGAGCCAGAUAUCAAUAACCGGCUGGAAUCUUUGUGUCGGAGUAUGACGGAGCAUGCUCUGGGUGAUGGCGUAGACAAAACCUCCACGAUCUAGAAGCGAAACGGAACGGUACUUUGUGGCAGCGCUGGACGUAUCACACGGAACUGCUGGUCCAGUGUCUGAAACCGCCAACUCUCUCUCCCCUGGAUGCGCCAAACACAAUUUUGCCUUUUUUUGUUUCCCAUUAUUGUACAGCGGAGAGUAGAAAGGGGCGGAAAGUAUAAGCUGAGCUUGCAAAAAAAAAAAAAGUUAUUUUGAUAUGUUA